UAACUCUUGGUUAGACUGUUAUAAAAAUGUCUUCUUAACCUUAUACUUGUUAAGAGAAUUAUUUCUGUUUUAAUCAGGUAUACAUACAAUUUUGGCAACGUUCACUAUCCAUAAUCAACAAAGGUUAAAAAAAUACAAAAUAUUGAAAUAAAAGUUCUAGUUCUUAAGUUACAAUAAAUGAAAGUUAAACUUUGACUGAAGCUUUCAAAAAAUGACUUCAUGUUAUACAAUGAAACCAUUUUCUCAAGCACUCUAAAAAUUGUGAGUAAAAGUGGUAACUGUGAUGGAAGAAUUAAAUGUUGUCCUUUUGCCAACUUCAGCAGUAGCUAUGGACGAUUGUAUUAGACAAAUUUCACACACAGAGACUGAAGUAAUACAAGAAAUUACCUGCUCUGAAGAGGUCAGUUUGAAAACUAAACAGAUAGAGAAUAAUACAACUGAUACAGUGGGAAAGGCUAUUGAUGGUGUUCAUAUGAGUGGACAGGAGGUAAAUUGUUCAGUGACUGAAGGUACAUCAGUAAAAGAAAACAUAAAUAAUGAGCCCCUUAAUCUACAAAAUGUAACAUUAUUAACUGGUGCAUGGAAUGAAUUCAUCCACAGUGAAAAACAUGAAAUUUUUUAAAAGGUUGCAAGUGGUCACCGGACGGGACAUGCCUUCUGACCAACAGCAAUGAUUCAUUAAUGAGACUGUUUGAUUUGCCGAUGAACCUUUAUAAUUGUCAUAAACUUACUAUUUUUGAUUUCCCUGAGUUGAAGCCAUCGUUGAAGACCAAGGUGGGAGGUCUGGUGUAUGACUACAGCUGGUAUCCUCUUAUGACUUCCACCAACCCUGAUACGUGCUGUUUUGUGACUACAAGUUUCUGUUCGCCAAUUCACUUGUGGGAUGCAUUUUCAGGCAAACUACGCUGUUCCUAUAAAGGCUAUAAUGCGUUGGAUGAGAUGCAUGCUGCACUGAGUGUAGUAUUUAACCCUUCUGGAGAACUCCUGUUGUGUGGCUACAAGAACAGCAUCAAUAUAUUCCAUACUGAUGUGCCUGGGAGGGAUUUUACCGUUAUAUCUACUAAAGAAAGGAGAGGACCAGUAGCAGCAUCUCCAAAGAAAGCAGUAAUUCAAAUGUUGGGAAAUUGGAGUACAUGCAUUAAUCUAGUUAUUUAUUGUAUAACUAAAAGUUAAUUUAAUUUAAAAAUUGUUUUAUUAUAUUCAUAGUUUAUUUUUUUGAAUGCAUUUAAUGUUUUCUUGUUAAUCAGACAUAUUUUAAUAUA
Molecule: messenger RNA, 1262 nt
Organism: Homalodisca vitripennis (glassy-winged sharpshooter)
Lineage: Eukaryota; Metazoa; Arthropoda; Insecta; Hemiptera; Cicadellidae
Product: telomerase Cajal body protein 1-like
Exons: 6
Coding region: 682-1173 (163 amino acids)
Biological process (GO): Cajal body organization
Cellular component (GO): Cajal body
Molecular function (GO): RNA binding; protein binding
Source: RefSeq, a predicted model, not a curated record